Messenger RNA from Odobenus rosmarus divergens (Pacific walrus), 2538 nucleotides. It is a transcript of the gene DACT1, whose product is annotated as dapper, antagonist of beta-catenin, homolog 1 (Xenopus laevis). Gene Ontology annotation, biological process: negative regulation of canonical Wnt signaling pathway; negative regulation of JNK cascade; regulation of Wnt signaling pathway, planar cell polarity pathway. NCBI's taxonomy places the organism in Eukaryota, Metazoa, Chordata, Mammalia, Carnivora, Odobenidae. The transcript is spliced from 4 exons. The record is from RefSeq and is a predicted model, not a curated record. The coding region runs from base 1 to 2538 and encodes 845 amino acids. Gene Ontology annotation, cellular component: cytoplasm.
AUGAAGCCGAGUGCGGCCGGGACGGCGAGGGAGCUGGAGUCGCAGGCGCCGGCCCGGGGCGAGCAGCGCGCGGGGGAGCCCGAGGGGCGCUGGCGGGAGAAGGGCGAGGCGGACACGGAGCGGCAGCGCACCCGGGAGCGGCAGGAGGCCACGCUGGCCGGGCUGGCAGAGCUGGAGUACCUGCGCCAGCGCCAGGAGCUGCUGGUUCGGGGCGCCCUGCGUGGCGCCGGGGGCUCGGGAGUCGCUGCACCCCGCGCUGGGGAGCUGCCGGCGGAGGCGGCGCAACGCAGCCUCCUGGAGGAGAAGUUCUUGGAGGAGAAUAUCUUGCUGCUGCGGAAGCAAUUGAAUUGUUUGAGGAGAAGAGAUGCUGGUUUGUUGAAUCAGUUGCAAGAACUUGACAAGCAGAUAAGUGACCUGAGACUAGAUGUAGAAAAGACAUCUGAAGAGCACCUGGAGACAGACAGUCGGCCCAGCUCAGGGUUUUAUGAGCUGAGUGAUGGGGCUUCAGGAUCCCUUUCCAAUUCCUCUAACUCGGUCUUCAGUGAGUGUUUAUCCAGUUGUCAUUCCAGUACCUGCUUUUGCGGCCCCUUGGAGGCAACCUUGACGAUCUCCGAUGGUUGCCCCAAAUCUGCAGAUCUCAUGGGAUGGUUGGAAUAUAAAGAAGGCCACUGUGAAGACCAGGCCUCAGGGGCAGUUUGUCAUUCCCAAUCCACAUCACAAUUUAAUUCCCUUGGUAUCAUUGCAGAUGUGAAUCCCAAGUACCAGUGUGAUCUGGUGUCUAAAAACGGGAAUGAUGUGUAUCGCUAUCCCAGUCCACUUCAUGCCGUGGCGGUGCAGAGCCCAAUGUUUCUCCUUUGCCUGACGGGCAACCCUCUGAGGGAAGAGGAGAGGCUUGGUAACCAUGCCAGUGACAUUUGUGUGGGAUCUGAGCUGGACGCCAUCAAGACAGACACUUCCUUACCAGCUCCAAGCAGUUUGUGGUCUGCUCCCCAUCCUUCAUCCAGUAAGAAAAUGGAUGGCUACAUUCUGAGCCUGGUCCAGAAAAAAACACACCCUGUAAGGACCAACAAACCAAGAACCAGUGUGAAUGCUGACCCCACGAAGGGGCUUCUGAGGAAUGGGAGCGUCUGUGUCAGAGUGACUGGGGGUGUCUCACAGGGCAACGGCGGGAACCUUAAGAAUUCUAAACAGGUGCUUUUGCCCUCUGGCGGAAUCCCCUCUUUGGACAAUGGGACAUUCUCCCCACUGAAGCAGUGGUCAAAAGAAUCAAAGGCAGAACAAGUGGAAAGCAAGAGGUUGUCCCCGCCAGAGGGCUGCUCGCCAGGCGCUGCCACUGAACUUCCAAGUAAGCAUCUGCCCAAAAAUACCAAGCCCGCCUCCCAGGAACACGCUCGGUGUCCCACCGCUGUGACAGGGGAGUCCCCCAAAGACGGCAUUCAGGUCCUAGCCGCCUCCCCAAAGGAGAGCCCCGGGAGGGGCCCCGCGCCGCCGCAGGAGAACAAAGUCGUCCUGCCACUGAAAAAGCUGUCGCCGAAAAGCGGCCUGCCGCCUGCCCCUCCAGCAGCGCCCCCUCCUGCCCCGGCUGCGCUGCUGUCUUCCGCUUUCUCCGUGGAAGAGCGCCCGGCGCUGGAUUUCAAGAGCGAGGGCUCCUCUUCUCAGAGCCUGGAGGAAGGGCCCCCGGCGAAGGCGCCGUCGGUCCCGGGCCCGCAGGCCGCGGGCGGCCGGCCCCACCGCGGCGCCCGGACCGCGGCUGCCCCGCGGGGCUCGGCCCCGAAGCACCGGGGCGCCCUGGCCCUCCACGGGCCCGACAGCGCGCUGCCCCCCGUGAGGGAGAAGAACCGCGCGGCCGGCAAGAAGUGCCGGUUCCCCGACGACGCGGAUACAAAUAAGAAACUCAGGAAGGCCUCGUCCCGGGGGAGGAAAGGCGGGGGCGGCCAGCCGGACGCCGGUCUCCCCAGCCGGCCGCCCGGUGCCGGCCACAGGGCCGGGGGCAGGGCGCACGGCCACGGCCGGGAGGCGCUGGUGGCCAAGCCCAAGCACAAGCGAACCGACUCGCGGCGCUGGCGCUCGGCCGCCGAGGUCUCCCUGGAAGAGGCCCUGCGGAGGUCGCGGCGCGGCCGGCGCGAGCACGUGGGGCUGUACCCCGCUGCCGUGCCGCUGCCCUACGCCAGCCCCUACGCGUACGUGGCCAGCGACUCGGAGUACUCGGCCGAGUGCGAGUCGCUCUUCCACUCCACCGUGCUGGACACGAGCGAGGACGAGCGCAGCAACUACACCACCAACUGCUUCGGGGACAGCGAGUCCAGCGUGAGCGAGGGUGAGUUUGCGGGCGACAGCACGAGCUCCAGUGACUCCGAAGAAAGCGGGGGCUUGAUCUGGUCCCAGUUUGUCCAGACUCUCCCCAUCCAGGCGGUCACAGCCCCAGUCCUCCACAGCAACCCCACGAAAACCUUUGUCAAAAUUAAGGCUUCGCAUAACCUCAAGAAGAAAAUCCUCCGCUUUCGGUCCGGCUCGCUGAAACUCAUGACGACCGUCUGA